AUGAAGCGUGCUCCUCUCCUCCUGCAUCUUCUCGCCUCUUUCCUCGGAACAAACAGCGAGAAUUGUGAAAAGGAGCAGAUGACCGCAUCUACAGUGCACUGUUAUAAAGCAUGUGUUUAUUCCUGGACAUCAGAUGGACCACACAACCUGCAAUGCUACUACAUUAAAGAAAUUGAAAGAGGCUUGAACUGUGCAUGGAAUCCUGGAAAACCCUAUACAAAUACUACUACCUACACACUAAAAAUACGCAGGAGACUAUCUCCUAUCCACAAAUUUAUAACCUUUACCAACAUCACUGGCACUUCAUACACAAUUCAACGAAAAUUACUUUACAUUUCGGAAAAUACAACAAUAUGGGUAGAAACAGUGGAACAGAGAAGUAAAAUGUGCCAGAGAACAAAGUCCAUCACACUGAUACCUAAAGAUUCAGAAAAACCUGCAACACCUUCUGACAUAAAGUACAGGAAAACAGCUGGACAGUUAAAUCUGACAUGGAGUACUUCAGAGAAACUGCAGUAUGUGUUAGAUUACAGGAAGGCUGGAACUUCCAACUGGCUUUCAGUUGAUUUCCCACCUUCUGGAACAGUACAGGGAUUGGAACGACUGGCUGCUUACGAAUUUCGGAUGCGCUGUAUAUUUAGCAACAAAAUUAGUCUUUGGAGUUCUUGGAGUAAAAUAUACCUUGUCCCUCCUGAACUUGUAGACAUGCCACAGAUUUAUACACCUGUGACUGAACUAAUGCAGAAACCUGGGAAACGCCUCAUUACUAUACAGUGGGAGAAUGCAGCCACAGUCAACAGUACAACUGUGCAAGGAUAUAAUAUUACGAUUGAAAGAAUACCCCCAAACCAAUAUCAUGUGAUCCAAUCAAUUGAAACACUCGACAAAGGAUGUGUCUUCAUCCUUUCACAAGCAUCUUUCAAACUCCGAGUGUUUGCCUACAAUUCAGCUGGGUCCUCACCUGCAAAUGAAAUCAUUAUCCCACCUUUUUAUCAAAUUCGUCUAAACAACAAGAUUAAUGCCACUCCCUAUGGGAACGACAGCAUUUUAAUUAGCUGGGAUUCGGAUAUGAAUAGGCGGAUAAAAGGUUACAUUGUUGAUUGGGGUCCUGUCAUUGGGAAUGAGAUGCACGUUGAAAGGUCAAAAUAUAUAAAAAAGAUGCUUCACAGUUACAUUCUGAAAGCUGAUUCCUUUGAGCCAAAGCAACGCUACAGAAUAAUGUUACACAGUAAAACAAGAAAAAAGAUAUACGUGAACAAUACAGAGAUAACCAUUGGGAUGAUUGAUGUUUACACAUUAGAAGGAACACCAAGAAUUGGUCCCAAUAAUGUUGUGGUCACCAAUAUUUCCAAAACCUCUGCAAUAAUAAGAUGGGAUCGAAUACCUGAAGACGAAUGUCAAGGUUUUCUUCAAGGCUACAAGAUUUUCUAUUAUGUCAACAAGGCUACUAUCACAAAAACUAAUGCAUCCAUUUCAGUGAACUCUUCUACAACGUUUUACAUGCUCUCAGGACUUACGCGAAAGACAAUCUAUGCUGUAAAAAUCUCAGGAUUUACGAAUGCAGGAGAAGGAAUCAGAAGCGAAGCAGUGUCUUUUGUCACAAAAGAAUAUGAUGAUGGUGAAAUGAAAAUAAUUGCUGUUGGUGUCAGCAUUGCAAUCAUUGUUUUUGUGUUUCUGGUGAUGUGGAGAUGUUUGUUUCUCCUUAGAAGAAUAAAGGGAAUGUUCUGGCCAAGUAUUCCGAACCCUGGAAACAGUCAUGCAAUCCGGAUUAUAGGAAGAAAUUCCUUGCUGCCAGACAUGGAUAAUGAAUUAUCAACUCUCAACACAAACUCACCUCUAAUGGAAACAGAAGAGGAUCUUGAAAGUCUUCACAUUAUUGAAGAGGUCACUAGCACACCCACAGAUUUUGAGCUGCAAGACAAUGAACAAAACAGUAUAACAGAUCAGGAAUCUAACAGCAAUCUCACUGACCAACCAGUACUUAUACAGGUAACCGACUACACAACUAUGGAAAACUUCCGACAGAUAAUGCCAACCAUUGCAAGCAGUAAUACUGCCAUCCGGCCAAACAGAUGUGAAACAGAAUAUAACAAUCAACAGAAUGGCUGUUUAAUUCAGAGCUAUAUGAAACAACAAGUCCAUCGAACGGGCAUACAGACACCAGAAUGUACUCGGAUUGCUGGUGACUGA
This is a messenger RNA of Rhincodon typus (whale shark), 2190 nucleotides long. Its product is annotated as interleukin-31 receptor subunit alpha-like. Gene Ontology annotation, cellular component: external side of plasma membrane. Bases 1 to 2190 code for a protein of 729 amino acids. NCBI's taxonomy places the organism in Eukaryota, Metazoa, Chordata, Chondrichthyes, Orectolobiformes, Rhincodontidae. The record is from RefSeq and is a predicted model, not a curated record. Gene Ontology annotation, molecular function: protein binding; cytokine receptor activity. Gene Ontology annotation, biological process: cytokine-mediated signaling pathway. The transcript is spliced from 16 exons.